GGAAAAUUUGGUUAGGAAUCGACAAAAAAAAAGAAAGAAAAAGAAUUUUUAAAUAUGCAAACUUUUUGUUUAUCAUUUUAUAUUUUUCUCAUCAAAAUUGCUUUCAUUCAAACAGCAACGAAAAAUUGUUUUGAAUUACGACAGGAAAUUAUUGAUCAUAUUAUUGCUGUUGGACCAUAUUAUCAUGAUAAUUAUUUAUUAUUUAUAACCGAUAAAUGGUUAGCAUAUAAUACAACAAUAAAUUCAUUAAUUAAUGAUGUUGAAGUUGAUUUAUUAUCAAAUAACGGUGAAAUACAUAAUCUUUGGCCAGUAAUGAAUCAAUUUAUUCAUUUUAAUAGAAUGGAACGUUUACCAGUAUCAAUUUAUUUAGCUGGUGAUACAUGUUAUAAUUCAAAUAAUCAAUCAGAAUUAAUUGUAACAUUUAAAUCAAAAAAAGAUAAAUUAUAUCAUACAUAUCAUUUUGAUUUUGAAAUUGAUCGAUUAAUAUUGAAUGAUAAUCUUACUGAAAAAGAUAAAACAUAUCAAAAAAUUAUUGUUGAUGAUUGUCAAAAUCGUACAUUAAUUAUAGAAAAUUAUGAAUUUUAUUUAUUAGAUAAUAAUCUAAAUGAAAAUUAUCGUUUUAAUAUCUGUGUACAACAAUCAAAUAUUGAUCAACAUCGUAUGGAAAUUGGUACAACAAUUCAUGAAUGUAAUGAUAAUUAUCAAUCUAGAUUAAUAUUUUCAAAUGUACGUACGGGAUUUUUAGUUUCAAAAACUGGUCAAUUAUAUUUAAUAUCAAAAGAUUAUCUAUUAAUAUUUUCACAUAAUGCUAUUAUUGAUCAUGAAAAAUAUUUUGUUUUAACAACAAAAUCAUUUUAUCAAUGGUUAGAUUGUGGUGAUUUUGCUUACCUUAAACAAUCUGGACAAUCAAUGAAUGAAGCUGAUCAAUUUGUAUCGAUAAUAUCGGGAUUUUUUUUCCUAUUUUUUAUUAUAUAUUCAUUACUUGUAUUUCAUUUUAUGUUUCGAACAAAUAAAUCAUCUGCAAAUGGUAAAAAUCACCUAUUUCAACCUAAUCGAACGAUUGACAAAUGA
Messenger RNA from Dermatophagoides pteronyssinus (European house dust mite), 1071 nucleotides. RefSeq lists its product as uncharacterized. The record is from RefSeq and is a predicted model, not a curated record. Lineage: Eukaryota; Metazoa; Arthropoda; Arachnida; Sarcoptiformes; Pyroglyphidae.